CCGCUGCCUCCGCCGCCGCCGCAGCCGCAGCCGCAGCGGGCACAGAGCAGGUAGAUGGCCCCCCCAGGGCAGGCCCUGCGGACACCCCUCCCUCCGGCUGGCGGAUGCAGUGCCUAGCGGCUGCUCUUAAGGACGAAACCAACAUGAGUGGGGGAGGGGAGCAGGCCGACAUACUGCCGGCCAACUACGUGGUCAAGGAUCGCUGGAAGGUGCUGAAAAAGAUCGGAGGCGGGGGCUUUGGUGAGAUCUACGAGGCCAUGGACCUGCUGACCAGGGAGAAUGUGGCCCUCAAGGUGGAGUCAGCCCAGCAGCCCAAGCAGGUUCUCAAGAUGGAGGUGGCUGUGCUCAAAAAGCUGCAAGGGAAAAGCCACGUGUGCAGGUUCAUUGGCUGUGGCCGGAAUGAGAAGUUUAAUUACGUAGUGAUGCAGCUCCAGGGCCGGAACCUGGCCGACCUGCGCCGCAGCCAGCCUCGAGGCACCUUCACGCUGAGCACCACGCUGCGGCUGGGCAAGCAGAUCUUGGAGUCCAUCGAGGCCAUCCACUCCGUGGGCUUCCUGCAUCGGGACAUCAAGCCGUCAAACUUUGCCAUGGGCAGGCUGCCCUCCACCUACAGAAAGUGCUACAUGUUGGACUUCGGGCUGGCGCGGCAGUACACCAACACCACGGGGGACGUCCGGCCCCCCCGGAAUGUGGCCGGGUUUCGAGGGACUGUUCGUUAUGCCUCAGUCAAUGCCCACAAGAACCGGGAGAUGGGCCGCCAUGAUGACCUGUGGUCCCUUUUCUACAUGCUGGUGGAGUUUGCAGUGGGCCAGUUGCCCUGGAGGAAGAUCAAGGACAAGGAGCAGGUAGGGAUGAUCAAGGAGAAGUAUGAGCACCGAAUGCUGCUGAAGCACAUGCCUUCCGAGUUCCACCUCUUCCUGGACCACAUCGCCAGCCUCGACUACUUCACCAAGCCUGAUUACCAGUUGAUCAUGUCGGUGUUUGAGAAUAGCAUGAAGGAACGGGGCAUCGCUGAGAAUGAGGCCUUUGACUGGGAGAAGGCGGGCACCGAUGCCCUCCUGUCCACGAGCACCUCCACUCCACCCCAGCAGAACACCCGGCAGACGGCAGCCAUGUUUGGGGUGGUCAACGUGACGCCAGUGCCUGGGGACCUGCUCCGGGAGAACACUGAGGACGUGCUGCAGGGCGAGCACCUGAGCGACCAGGAGAACGCACCUCCAAUCUUGCCUGGCCGACCCUCUGAGGGGCUAGGUCCCAGCCCCCACCUGGCCCCCCACCCUGGGGGUCCUGAGGCUGAAGUCUGGGAGGAGACGGAUGUCAACCGGAACAAACUCCGGAUCAACAUCGGCAAAACCCCUUGUGUGGUGGAAGAGGAACAGAGCCGAGGUGUGGGGGUCCCUAGCUCCCCAGUGCGUGCCCCUCCAGACUCACCGACAACCCCCGUCCGUUCUCUUCGCUACCGGAGGGUCAACAGCCCUGAGUCUGAGAGGCUUUCCACAGCCGACGGGCGGGUGGAACUGCAUGAGAGAAGGUCACGGAUGGAUCUGCCCGGCUCUCCCUCGCGCCAGGCCUGCUCCUCGCAGCCGGCCCAGAUGCUGUCAGUGGACACAGGCCACCCCGACCGGCAGGCCAGCGGCCGCAUGGACGUGUCGGCCUCCGUGGAACAGGAGGCCCUCAGCAACGCCUUCCGCUCUGUGCCACUGGCUGAGGAGGAGGACUUUGACAGCAAGGAGUGGGUCAUCAUUGACAAGGAGACGGAGCUCAAGGACUUCCCCCCAGGGGCCGAACCCAGCACAUCGGGUACCACGGAUGAGGAGCCUGAGGAGCUGCGGCCACUGCCUGAGGAGGGCGAGGAGCGGCGGCGGCCAGGGACAGAGCCAACCGUCAGGCCCCGGGGCCGAGGUGUGCAUACCCUGGCUGAGGAGGACCUUCGGCAGACUCCAUUCCAGUCCCCACCACCCCAGCUGAGCCAGGCGGAAGGCCGGUCAGAGACGUCGCAGCCUCCCACGCCCGGCAGCCCUUCCCACUCGCCACUGCACUCGGGACCCCGCCCUCGACGGAGAGAGUCGGAUCCCACGGGCCCGCAGAGACAGGUGUUCUCCGUGGCGCCCCCGUUUGAGGUCAAUGGUCUCCCGCGAGCUGUGCCUCUGAGCCUGCCCUACCAGGACUUCAAGAAAGAUCUCUCUGAUUACCGAGAACGGGCUCGGUUGCUCAACAGGGUCCGGAGGGUGGGCUUCUCCCACAUGCUGCUCACCACCCCCCAGGUACCACUGGCUCCUGUUCAGCCUCAAGCUAAUGGGAAGGAUGAAGAGGAAGAGGAGGAGGAAGAAGAGGAGGAGGAAGAGGAGGAGGAAGAGGAGGAGGAGGAGGAGGAGGAGGAAGAGGAGGAGGAGGAGGAAGAGGAGGAGGAAGAGGAGGAAGAGGAAGAGGAGGAGGAGGAGGAGGAGGAAGCAGUGGCUCUAGGGGAGGUGCUGGGGCCUCGCAGUGGCUCUAGCAGUGAGGGGAGUGAAAGGAGCACAGACCGGAGUCAGGAGGGUGCCCCAUCCACGCUGCUGGCUGACGACCAGAAGGAGUCCAGGGGCCGGGCCUCCAUGGCUGACGGGGACCUGGAGCCGGAGGAGGGCUCCAAAACGCUGGUGCUCGUCUCCCCUGGUGACAUGAAGAAGUCGCCCGUCACUGCCGACCUGGCCCCCGACCCUGACCUGGGCACUCUGGCUGCCCUCACUCCUCAGCAAGAGCGGCCCCAGCCCACUGGCAGCCAGCUGGACGUGUCUGAGCCGGGCACCCUGUCCUCUGUCCUCAAGUCUGAGCCCAAGCCCCCUGGACCUGGGACGGGGCAGGGGGCCGGGGCAGUGACCACAGGGGCGGGAGGGGUGGCCGUCACCUCCUCACCCUUCACCAAAGUUGAGAGGACCUUUGUGCACAUUGCGGAGAAAACCCACCUCAACGUCAUGUCUUCCGGCGGACAAGCGACCCGGCCUGAGGAGCUGGGCGCUGGGGGUGAACUGGGCCUGGAGGCGCCCUCUGAUGGGAGGGCUGUGGAGGAGGGGGCCUCCCUGCCCCUAGAGAACGGCAUUGCCCAGUCAGGGCUGGAGAGCGGUGCUCUGGCUAGCCCUCCCGGGGACACCCCCCCGGAGGUGGCCACAGACUCACUGCCCAGUGGCCCAGCCCUUGCCAACGGGCCAACUCCAGUGUCCCCGCUGGAGCCAGGCCCCGAGAAACUGGCCACCAUCUCCCCCAGCCGCCACGCCAUGGCAGGCGCUCGCCCCAGGAGCCGGAUCCCUGUCCUGCUGUCUGAGGAGGACACAGGCUCGGAGCCCUCAGGUUCCCUGUCGGCCAAAGAGCGGUGGGGCAAGAGGGUCCGGCCACAGCAGGACCUGGCGCGGCUGGUGAUGGAGAAGAGGCAGGGCCGCCUGCUCUUGCGGCUGGCCUCCGGGGCCUCGUCCUCCUCCAGUGAGGAGCAGCGCCGGGCUUCAGAGACGCUCUCCGGCACUGGCUCCGAGGAGGACACGCCUGCCUCGGAGCCUGCUGCCCCCAGGAAGGCUGGGCGGGCAGCCGCCACCCGGAGCCGGAUUCCCCGUCCCAUCAGCAUCCGCAUGCCCACGCCUGCCGCAGCCCAGCAGCCUUCUGCUGCCAGCAGACCCCAUGGCGCUGCCCCCGCCUCCGACACAGCCAUCACCAGCAGGCUCCAGUUGCAGAAGCCUCCAGGGUCGGCCGUCGCUGCUGAUCUCCGCCCCAAACAGCCCCCCGGCCGGGGCCCAGGGCCCGGGAGAGCCCCAGCCGGCACCAGGCCCCCUGCCCCGCGCAGUCCAGGCCCCUCCGCCCCUGCCGCGCCGCGCCACCCCAGCGCGUCCCCCCGGAGCCAGUCCCUGUCCCGCAAGGAGAGCUCCUCCCCCUCGCACCAGGCCCGGCCCACUGGGCCCCCGCCUCGGGGCGCCCCGCAGGCCCGGGCCCAGCCUGAUGGCACCCCCUCCCCGGGGGGGCCCAAGAAAGGACCCAGAGGGAAACUCCAGACUCAGCGCGCAGCAACCAAAGGCCGGGCGGGGGUUGCGGAGGGCCGGGCUGGGGCCAGAUAAUGACGCGCGCGGCUCUCCGCGGCCCCCCACCCUCACCCCGGCCCCCCACCCGCAGCCGGCCACACUGAAACAGCUCCCAGCACAGCCUUACGCGCCUGACGCGCGCCACCCGCGGCCCCAGCUUCCCGCCUGCACCCGCGAGGACGCGCGCCAGCACUCGCCGCGCCCGCCCCCCGGCCGGGCCGGAGGGGGGCGCCGCGCCGCGGGGGGAGGGCCCAACCCCCGUCCUCUGCCCCAUCUCCGUGACCCCUGCCCUCCCCCUGCCGCCCUUCGGGUGGGGCAGGCUCACCCUUGGCCCCGGGGAAGGCUCAGCCACUUUUUCACCGAGGACUCCAGUAAUGGGGACGCCCUCCCCCACCCCUUCGCCCACCCGCCAGGCCUCUGCUGCUCUCCGUGCUCCUCCAGGGACCUCUGCUUACACCACCUGCGGCGCCUUCCCCUCUUCCCGGCCUUCUUCCAGCCCAAGCCCACCUGCACGGAAAGGCAGCCUCAAAUUCCGGAAGUGGAAGUUCCAGCCAACCCCACAAUCUCCUGGGAGCUGUGGUGGUCCCCUUAGCUACCAGGCUGGGGUUGGGGAGCUGGGACCUAGGGACCACUGGUCUACUCAGGUGUGAGAGGGCAGGUCUGACCAGCCCAAAUUCAGCUCCAUCCUGGACACCCCUGUGGGAGGUAGUGGGCAGGUGAUUGGGGGGCUGCUCUCCUGUACCCCCAGAGUGCAAAGUUUUCCUCCCCAUAAAUUUGGGUGGGUCCUCAGUUGGAACCGUAGAGUGUGUGUGUGGGCUGCCUUCCUGGGCACAUGUUUCCCAAUGGGAAGUUGGAGGGGGGCUUUAAAAAAGGUUUCACCCUCUCCCUUGGCCUCCUGAUCUAGUGCUCAGGACCCCUCACCAUCAGGAAUUCCUUCUUGCCAUCUAACCUCAACCCUGCCGGCUGCAGUUUCAGCCAACCUCCCUCUCUCUUGAGUUCAGUGGAGGUGGAGAAUGGCUGGUUUUCAUCUUCUCUGCACUGGCCAUUUAGAGAUUCAGGGACUCAGUUCUGGCCGGGUCACACUUUCUGUCCUCCUGGGGAUGGGGAGGAGGCUGGAUCAGACCAUCAUCUUCCCCAGUGGGUAGAGAAAGCAGAAACAGGCAGGUAGACAGCUGGCCCCUGGACUCAAGGUGGAAAGGCCUUUCUAACUUCCAGAUUGUGUGCUUGUGUGAUGGGUCCGACCCAAGUCCCCUUCUCCCCCAGCUCACCCUUCAGCCUGUCCCUUCUUGUACUAACCCCAGCCCAUGCAGCUGAGCUGUCCCUGCAGAGGGUGAGGGCUGUGGUGCUCCAUGAAUGGAUAUGGGGCUUCCUCUGGGUCUGGCUCCUACAUAGCUCAUCCCACCUCAUCACAAGCCUCAACUGCC
Lontra canadensis (Northern American river otter) is the source of this 5464-nucleotide messenger RNA. It is a transcript of the gene TTBK1, whose product is annotated as tau tubulin kinase 1. The record is from RefSeq and is a predicted model, not a curated record. Gene Ontology annotation, biological process: signal transduction; peptidyl-tyrosine phosphorylation; peptidyl-serine phosphorylation. Gene Ontology annotation, cellular component: cytoplasm; nucleus. Lineage: Eukaryota; Metazoa; Chordata; Mammalia; Carnivora; Mustelidae. Gene Ontology annotation, molecular function: ATP binding; protein serine/threonine kinase activity.